AUGGCCAGGACCUGCCUGCUCGUAUGGUCGUGCUGCUUGAUUUUGGCAUCACCCAAUGUUGUUCACGUCCUUUCAACUGUUGUACCAGGUGUAGGCGUGAACUGGGGCACAAUGGCUUUUCAUCCAUUGCCGCCUGAUAUAGUGGUUAACAUGUUGAAAGACAACGGCAUCACUAAGGUUAAGCUUUUCGAUUCCGAUUCUCCGACCUUGAAGGCCUUGUCUGGUACGGGCAUUGAGGUCAUGAUUGGCAUCCCUAAUAACCAGCUGUACAUACUAGCCGAUGGUAUAGAGGAUGCUAAAGAUUGGGUGAAAGAAAAUGUUACCGCGCAUCUUCAUGAUGGGGGUGUUGACAUCAAAUAUGUGGCUGUUGGGAAUGAGCCUUUCUUGUCAAGUUAUAAUAACACAUUUGACAAUAUUACAUUUCCAGCGUUGCAAAACGUUCAAAAGGCUUUGGACAAAGCUGGAGUCGGAGACAAAAUCAAAGCUACGAUACCCAUUAAUGCUGAUGUUUACGAAUCCCCUUCCAACAAACCAUCCGAUGGUAAUUUCCGUAAGGACGUAAAGGACGUCAUGGUUCAGAUUGUGAAGUUUCUCCAGCAAAAUAAAGCUCCCUUUGUUGUUAACAUUUAUCCAUUCCUUAGUCUUUAUCAAAACGCUGACUUCCCCUUUGAAUAUGCGUUCUUUGAUGGUAGUGGCAAAACAAUUUCUGAUAAAAAUGUUUCGUACACCAAUGUGUUCGAUGCAAAUUAUGAUACUCUCGUUUGGACGCUGAAGAAGAACAACGCUGAAGAUUUGAAGAUCGUAGUUGGGGAAGUUGGUUGGCCUACGGACGGUAACAUUAAUGCUAAUAACAACUUAGCCAAAAAGUUCUACGACGGCCUCCUGAAAAAGUUGGCUGCCAAGAAGGGAACCCCUCUCCGACCAGGCCAACUGGAUGUGUAUCUCUUUGACCUAAUCGACGAGAAUCAGAAGAGCAUUGCACCAGGAAAUUUUGAGAGACACUGGGGACUCUUUCGCUACGACGGGCAGCCGAAAUUUCCCAUAGAUUUGUCCGGAAAAGGCAACGACAAGAUGUUAAUAGCAGCGAAGGGAGUCCAGUACAUGCGACCUCAAUGGUGUGUGCUUAAUGAGGAAAACAAGAACUUGGCCAUGAUAGCAAAUGAGAUCGGCUAUGCUUGCUCUGAGUCUGAUUGCACAAGCUUGGGCUAUGGAUCAGCAUGCAACAAAAUGGACAUUGAUGGCAAUGUUUCUUAUGCUUUUAAUAUGUACUUCCAGAUGCAUAAUCAAGAUGAAGGGGCAUGUGACUUCAAUGGGUUAGCAAUGAUAGUUAAAACAAAUGCCUCUCAGGGAAGUUGCCUUUUCCCAUUGCAGCUUGCUGGAGCUGGGGAGAGACUCAAAUUGGCAUAUGGAGCAAGCAUUAUUCCAGGAUUACUGUUGGCAUUUUUUACUCUGAUGUAA
Dovyalis caffra is the source of this 1458-nucleotide messenger RNA. The record is from the annotation of a GenBank genome assembly. Lineage: Eukaryota; Viridiplantae; Streptophyta; Magnoliopsida; Malpighiales; Salicaceae.